GUACUUAAACAAAAAAAGAGAGGAAAGAAAAAGGUAUACAAAAUCCCUUUCUUGCUCUCCAAGUAAUUUAUAAAAAGGUUGCAACUAUAUUAUAAGUCAAUGCAACAUCUCAAAGUUCUUCUAUGGCUACCAAAAUGCUAAGCAUUCCAAGCUAUGGGUUCGAGAGCGAGUGCAGGGAAAUUCAUAAUUCAUGGGAAAGAUUAAGUCAGUUAGGUUUAGUUUUGGCCACCCGAACAAGGCAAGAAAGGCAACAAAUUAGAGAGACUUACAAAGCAAUCUACGGAGAGGACUUGGUAAAUAGGUUGCAAGAGUCUAAAAUAGCGAACAACAACAACAAAAGUGAAAUUUCACCAAAACUAUGCACAAUCUUGUCGUUGUGGAUGCUUGAUCUUCCUGAACGCGAUGCUAUUCUAGCGAGGCAGGCUCUCCAACAAGAUCAUGACAUCAACUACAAAGUUCUUGUUGAAAUCUUCAUUGGUCGAAAAUCGAGCCAUAUACUUCUAAUGAAACAAGCAUAUCAUGCAAGAUUCAAAAGGCAAUUUGACCAAGAUAUUGUCAAUAUUGAGCCUCCUAACCCUUACCAAAAGAUUCUUGUGGCUUUGAUUGCAUCACACAAGGCACACCAUGUUGAUGUUAGUCAACACAUAGCUAAGUGUGAUGCUAGGAGGCUUUUUCAAACUGGUGAAGGAAAUCUAGGGGCAAUAGAAGAAGCUGUUGUGCUAGAAAUUCUAAGUAAAAGAAGUAUUCCUCAGUUGAAAUUAACAUUCUAUUGUUAUAAACACAUAUAUGGACAUGAUUAUACCAAGUCACUUAAGAGGGAAAAAUCAGGAGAAUUUGAAGGAGCACUAAAAAUGGUAGUAAAAUGCAUUUGUAAUCCACCUAACUAUUAUGCAAAGGUAUUGCAUGGAAGUAUUAAGGGGAACAUAGAAGGAGUUAUGGUGAGUAGAGCUGAGUCUUCAGAUUUUGAUGAAAUUCAAAGAUGUUACAAAAACAAGUAUGGGAUUGAGCUUAGAGAAGCCAUUUCUGAGACCAUCCCUUCUGGUGAUUACAGAGAUUUUCUUCUUGCAUUAUUAGCUAGAACAAAAUGAACUAUAAAUAUAUAUCUUAAUUUUGUAAUAUAUAUAUAAUAUUGAUCAUAUGUAUCUAUAGAUUGUGUGUACUUCAUUAAGUAGUAUUAUUAUAUACUAUGUAUGAAGUGAUUUUGGUAUAAUAUAGUCAAUAUAAUUGUCUUGACAAAAAUGAAGACAUUUUAAUAAC
This is a messenger RNA of Cannabis sativa, 1257 nucleotides long. Its product is annotated as annexin D8. The transcript is spliced from 4 exons. The coding region runs from base 123 to 1088 and encodes 321 amino acids. Gene Ontology annotation, cellular component: cytoplasm. Gene Ontology annotation, molecular function: calcium-dependent phospholipid binding; calcium ion binding. NCBI's taxonomy places the organism in Eukaryota, Viridiplantae, Streptophyta, Magnoliopsida, Rosales, Cannabaceae. The record is from RefSeq and is a predicted model, not a curated record.